Molecule: messenger RNA, 6351 nt
Organism: Cephus cinctus (wheat stem sawfly)
Lineage: Eukaryota; Metazoa; Arthropoda; Insecta; Hymenoptera; Cephidae
Gene: Nup98-96
Product: nuclear pore complex protein Nup98-Nup96
Exons: 30
Coding region: 206-5902 (1898 amino acids)
Biological process (GO): RNA export from nucleus; post-transcriptional tethering of RNA polymerase II gene DNA at nuclear periphery; protein import into nucleus
Cellular component (GO): nuclear pore; nuclear pore cytoplasmic filaments
Molecular function (GO): structural constituent of nuclear pore
Source: RefSeq, a predicted model, not a curated record
UGUCGCUUCAAUCGCUAGCUUCGCGUAACGGCAAUUUUACUAUUUCCGACAAAAUUAAUUUUAUGUUCUGUGUGUGAUCGUUUACACUUUGUUUCGUACAGUGUGAGAGUAAUAAACAUUUCUACAUUCAGUAUCAUACUCCGUAUUUUCAAAAAGUAAAUGUGUUGCGCUAUGAAUGCUGAAGGUCUAGAAUACUGAAAUCAAUAUGUUUGGACAAACAGGAAAUCCUCCUUUUGGAGGGUUUAGUGCAACAACGCCGAGUAGUCCAUUCGCAGCAUCUGCUUUUGGAAAACCAAACGCCACUACAAGUUUUGGCACAGGAUCUGUUCCUGUGUUUGGAAGUGGUAAUGCUACUGUUUUUGGGUCAAAACCGGCAGUUUCUACAACCAGUCCCUUUUUUAAUACUGCAACUACAACUCCUGCAUUUGGACAACCUGCUACAACUCAUUCGUCUUUUGGAGGAUUCAAUACUACAAAUACAAACACAAAUUUGUUCAACACCCAGCAAAAUGCAAAUACUAAUUUAUUUGGAACUCGCAAUACGGCACCUGCUUUCGGCCAGUCGAGUACUCCAAGUUUUGGUUUUCCAUCUUCGACCAGCACCAGUCUUUUCGGUCAAACACAACAGCCAGCGCAACAAGUAACUCCUUUUGGGCAAAGCAACCCAGCCGGGAACACAAGUCUUUUCGGUUCUACGACAGGAUUCGGAAGCAAUACCGCCAUGGGAGGUAUGACUGGUACAGUAAUCAAAUUCACUGCUGUUACUAGUACAGAUACUAUGGUGAAAAAUGGAGUUACUCAAAAUAUUUCAACAAGACAUCAUUGCAUCACUUGCAUGAAAGAAUAUGAAAACAAAUCAUUGGAAGAAUUACGUCUAGAGGAUUAUACAGCCGGUCGUAAGGGAACUGCUCAAGCUGGACAAACUACAGGUCUAUUUGGCGCCACUCCUCAAGCUUCACCUUUCGCAAAUACAGCUGCAGGAGCAAGCUCAUCAACUGGCGCAGGUUUCGGAUCCAUGACGAGCGGAUUCGGAGCUAACGCGCAAACUGGUUCAACAAGUCUUUUUGGAAAACCAAUGACUGGUUUUGGAACACCAGCAACGACAACUAGUGCUUUUGCCUUCAAUCCAACAACAACGUCAAAUCUUUUUGGCGCCAAUCCUCAAGCAAAACCUUUUGGAACUGUUGCUCCAACUUCUUUAUUUUCGUCGACCAAUACUGGUCAGACAACAGGCGCUGGUUUUGGUGCUAUCAGUGGUGCACAGACAAGUGGUUUCGGAGCUUUUGGGUCGACACCAGCUAAUCAGGGGCUUGGAUUGUUUAAUCAAAACAAGCCAGCUUUCAAUGCUGCGGUUUCCACCGUUAGUAAUGGUUUUGGAGCAUUUGGACAAGCCGCACCAACAAAUACUAAUACUGGCUUCUUUGGCACUAAGCCAUCAAGUGCCACUGGAUUCGGUACGACGUCAACCUUUGGAUCUACAACGGCACCCACUUUUGGAACCGCCGCAGGUUUCGGUACAACACCAAACACUGGUACAUCUUUAUUUAACACGUCUUUUAAAUCCACAGGACAAACCCCGGGCUUUUCUUUUGGCUCAACACCUAUAUCUUCGAGUAACCUCGGUGGUAAUACAGGUUUAACUCUAGGAGGCGGGUCCAGUCUUUUUGGGGCACCAAAGCCAGGUGGUCUUUUUGGAAAUAGCAAUACAGGUGCUUCAUUUAACAGUAGUGGCACAUUUGGAGCCUCAACUGGUUUUGGGACAAAUACAAAUGCUACUCCUGGACUUGGCGGAGGCAUUAUUGGUGGAGGGUUAGGAACAAAUCAGACUCAACAGAACAGUGGAUCGGUAUUGAUGCAUCAGCAAAUUUUGGCGUUAGUAUCUUCACCUUUUGGUGAUUCGCCUCUGUUGAAAGAUCUCCAGCCUGCAUCUGGAAAAGCAGAAGAACUGUUAAAACCUACAAACACGUCGUCUCGAACUCUAAACAAUUCGCAGUAUAAAGUGGCAACAAAUAACAAUUCACCAAAGAUUAAAGCUCGAGCUGUUACUUCAACACAUUUAUCUAAGAAAUCUCUGUUCGAAGGACUUGAGGAAGAAGACCCGACAUUGUUGGAAGCUUUCCAGCCUCGCACUAACACAAAACGCUUAGUGCUCCGACCAAAACCAAUAGUAAGUCCACAAACGCAGACAACGGAAGAUGCAAAUUUGCAUAAUAAUGAUGAAGGAGGAAGAGAUGAAAAAGUGAAGUCUCCAUCUCAACUAUACAAUAAUGAUUCUGCCGACAAAGAGAAUCAUGAACAAGAUCAUCGAUCCAAUGAUGAUAGAAGAUCAUCCAUAUCAUGGUUAAAAUCUAGUCUCACUCGAAAAAAUAAGACUCCGGAUGAAGAUUUUGAAGGACACAGGUCUCCAUUUCGGAAUAUGGGCGGACUCGAUGAAGCUCUUGAAAAUACUGUUUCUGAAUUAAGACCUCACAGUGCUGCACAAAUUCCAUCAUCAUUGAAUAAUACUGCUACACCCAAUCAAUCAAGUAGCUCAAUCAACAUUUCUAGAACAGGGAUGGAUUCUACUGGUCACAGUAGUGAUUCAAGUCAUGAACUCGAAGAUACAUCUAACUUAGUGUUUCAAUCAGAUUACAAACCAAAUGCAGCUCACGUAACUCUUCGACGUGUGGGUUAUUAUACAAUUCCCGCUCUUGACCGAUUGGAGGAGUAUGUUAAGGGCGAAACAUGUAUUGUACCGAAUUUCACAGUGGCCCGAAAGGGUUACGGUAACGUUUAUUUUCCGGAUUCAUUCGAUGUUUAUGGAUUGAACCUAGACGAAAUUGUACAUUUUCGACACAAGGAAGUCAUAAUUUAUCCAGACGAUGAGAAAAAGCCACCUGUUGGUCAGGGUUUAAAUCGCAGGGCGCAAGUUACACUAGAUAAAGUAUGGCCACAUGACAAAACACUUCAUGAGCCAAUUACAAAUCCAGAACGUCUCACCGCAAUGAACUAUGAAGCUAAGCUUCGCAGAGUCUGCGCGAAACAUGAUACUCGCUUUCUUGAAUAUCGUCCAGAAACAGGAUCGUGGGUCUUUAAGGUUGACCAUUUUUCAAAAUACGGCCUUAGUGAUUCAGAUGAUGAAGACAAUGAUGUUCCUGAAGAUCCGAGAAUGAAAAAAUUCAAAAAUUCCAACACUAAAAUUCAGAAGCCGCCUGGAACAUUAAAACAGCACAUGAAACCGAUUCACGAGUUUUUUAGCAACGGACAUUCAGAUACAAAUGGAAUUAAUAAUGCACUAAAUAAAGUCAAAGACAUGGCUGACAAAUCUUUAUCUCUUCAACCUGACGCUAUAGAAGAAAUGGAAUUGCAAUCUACCGAAAAUUCUAUCUGCAAGGAUAACAUGAAUAAUGAAAGCCAACCAAUAUUAAGUCCAACUGCAGUUUAUGCUCGAAUUGAUUGCACGGAUAGUCACAAACUACUGUUGAUGAAGGCCAACUUUUUUGCAAUGAAUAACGAAGAAGUAGAAACUGUUGGCGAUUCCUUUACAAGAGGAUCAUUUAACAAAAGUCAAUUUGAUGAAAUUAAUGAGUUUAUGCAGGAGGAUAAAACAAUGUCUGUGGAAUAUAUUUCAACACUACGUUCGAAUACGAAUCUUCAAGAGCGUUAUACUUCACUGUUACCAUCGAAACAACAGUUAAAAGGUGAAAAAAUCAGUACCAUCGAACUUUUGACAAAGAGCUCGACUAAUAUUUUGAAAGUAUUACCAGUCCCAGUGGUAACUCCUGUGACAGUUGUCUUGAAGUUUCCAUCUGAAAUCAUUCCAUUACACAAAACCAUUGCCAGUAAACUACAAUUUCACUGUAUCGCCGACUGUGGUAUACAAAUGGGACGCAUGUUUAAACCGCGAUGGGGUCCUGGUUUGCAAUUGAUUACUUUAAAUACACAAAAGGAAUGUGAUAGAGCGGAAAGACAUGCACCAUUGAAACAGCUUGAAUCUUAUGUAUCGGGUCGCUCUGUGGAUGACAUGACAUCAAGUAUUGUCCAACGCUUGAAAAUUUUAGGUGGCUGUGAGAAUGAUAAUGACUAUGUCCAAAUGUUCAAGGAGAGUAUAGAGGGGCAUCUGCGUAUCGAGCUAGAUCAUUGCAUCAUCGAACAAGAAGAUGAUUGUCUGACCGUGAGUACCGGAGAAAGUCUUGAUGCUCUACAUGCUCAUUGUGCGUUGGCACAAGAACUCGCCAAUCGAUCAAAACCAGAUCGUUUAGCUCUGUAUACGCGGGACGUGUGGGAUCUUUGCGUUGCUCUUUGGGGAGAUCUUCCCGAUUUAAAGCCACAGGAAGUUUUCUUCAAGAUAUGUGUUUUUAAUUAUCCCCUCACAGAUAAGGCGGACUACCACAAUUCGAUGGUACGACGAGAAGCCUUGAGCGAGUGGUUCAAGAACGUAAUUGACAGUAGUGUGCAGGAUGCUAUUGCAAAUACUACAAACAAUGAUCGCAUAUUGUUACUUUUACUCUCUGCCAACGAAUUGGAAGAGGCAUGUAAGCUGGCACAAAAAGCAGGUGAUUAUUGCUUAGCGUUGAUAAUAGCUCAACUAGGCGGCUCCUCAGGCCCAAAGGAAUUAAUAAAACAGCAGAUCGCAUUGUGGCAAGAUAGUGAAGUUGAUGCACAUAUUGGAAUUGAUCGUUUAAAACUGUUCAUGCUCGCGGCGGGCAUACCACUUAUAUUUAGCAAACAAGGAGUCAUCAAUAUUUGUGAAGACUUCGACUGGAAGAGUGUUUUAGCUUUACAUCUAUGGUACCUAUCUCCUCCUAUUUCAUCGAUUAUGGAUGCAUUAGAACUUUAUGAAACAGCAUUUGACACAAGUUCUCCAGAACUUUGCGCAUAUGCACCAGAACCUCGCCCUGAAUAUAAACUUGAACACGAAGACGAUUACGAAACGGAAGUGACAAGUGGGAAAAAAGUUUAUGAUCUCCGAUAUCAUCUUUUGAAACUUUAUUGUACUGGAAAUCAUUCGUUAGAAGAGCUCCUCAAUCCAGCAACACACUCCGUUGACCCACUUGAUUAUAGACUAAGUUGGUUGGUACAACAAGUUCUUUUAUCGCUGGGAUAUUCUCACAUUUCGGCACAUGCAAAUGCAUUAACUCAUAUAAAUUUUGCUGCACAACUGGAAUCCUAUGAUUUAUGGCAUUGGGCUAUUUUCGUGGUUUUACACUUGAAAGAUACCACAAAACGGCGGCUUGCCAUAAUUGAUUUGUUGUCACGACACGUACAAUUAGAUGACGAUCCGGAGUACGUCAAACGAGAAGAAUUCUUGCGAGAAGAACUGGGUAUACCAUCGAUCUGGAUCAAUAAAGCCAAAUCUAUAAAAAGUUGUAUUGUAAAACGGUAUGGAGAAGCAGCUUGGUACCUUAUACAAGCAGAGCAAUGGAAUGAGGCGCAUGAGGUUAUCAUACAGCACUUAGCAGCUGAUGCAAUAAUUAAUGAAAACUACGAAUAUCUUAAGUCACUGUUGACUCCACUAGCGCAAACUGAAUGUACUAACACAAUCAGUGGAUGGGCACACCAGGGCCAGUUACUAUGGGAUUAUAUGUUAAUUACAGAAGAAAUGGAAACUCUUGUUCGCAGCUCUGACCGUUAUGGAAUCGGAUACAAGUUAGAACUACUACGUCCACAGUUAACUAGUCUCUGCGAUAAAAUUAAUCAAUUUCCAUGUUAUUCUUCAAAGCACAGAUUAUGCCAAGCGGAAAUUGCGAAAAGAACUUCACAUCUCGCAAGAAGUUUAUUAUUACUGGAAUCAAAGGGAUGCACAUCAAUGGUGAAAGUAUUGUCGCAUUUGGUUUCUGUUCUACCACUACCCGAAGAUUAUGCUCAGCAAGAAUUACGUUGCAUUACAAAUAUGUGUAUUAACGAAGUAGCCACGCACUGAAAAGUAUAGGACAGCAGAUUGUAAUUCAUAGCUCCUGUGCCUUUUCAUGAAACGCAAAUCAGUGUUUAAUAAAAUAGAAGCCAAAAUUAUUAACUGAUCCCGAUAUAAAGUACCAUUAAGUUUUCUCUUCUUCCCAAAAAAGUAAAGAAUGAAAUAUACAAUUCUAGACAUAAUUUGAUUAAGAAUUUAUGUAAAGUAAAAUUAAUCGACGAUACUUAUUAAUGUAUUACUGUCACUUCUUAUAUGUAAUUGUGUAAAAUUAAUGUAAAAACUGAUUAAAUGGGCAAGAAGUAUUUUCAGUUCAUUUAACCAAUCUUUAUACUUAUUACGUGACAUUUUUAUUAUAAUCUAUUUGAUCUAUUGUAUCUGUUUUUCUAUUCGUGGGACAACUUCCACAGAAACAAUAAAAAGCAGACUUGCCCCUGGCAAGUCUAUCGGUCUUGCCCUAA